AUGUCUCGUGCAGGCCGAUUGCAGCGUAUAACCAUUGACACGGACAACGUCCAGCCCGUAACUCGCGAUGGCGUUGCUGCGGACGUGCCCAAGAGUCUGCCGACUCCAAAGGCCAGCAACACGCACCCUUCCACCCCAGGAGGGGAGAAUGGAUCUAUCUACUUUAUAGGAACGGCAACUACCGUCAUAGAAUGGAAAGGCAUGCGGAUCAUGACUGAUCCAAACUUCCUCCACGCCGGCGACCACGUCCAUCUCGGCCCCGGCGUCUGGAGCCAGCGCAAGACAAACCCAGCCGUGGAUCUACAUAACCUGCCGAACAUCGACAUAGUCCUGCUCUCGCACUACCACGCAGACCACUUCGACCAGCACGUCGAGGAGUCGCUGCGACGGGAUAUACCUAUCAUCUCGACGCCGGAGGCGAGAUCGAUCUUGGGUUCGGGGGAGGACCCGUUUACGAACCUCUAUGACCUGGACCCGUGCCGGAGGUUGAUCGUGAAUCUUAAAUGCGAUUUACCGGGCCCUGAAAAGCCGGGGAUGGUUAUUGUUGCGACGCCGGCCAAGCAUGUCCCUGAGUAUCGGCCGAUCCAGAUGCUGAAUGAUUUUAUUGGUGCGAUCCCGCCCACCAACGGCUACGUGAUAGAGCUGGGCUACGGCGACAACCCGAUCACCUUCAAGACAUGCUACCGGAUCUACAUCACCGGGGAUACGCUGAUGCACCAGGAACUGAAGUAUGUUCCCAGACACUAUGGCGCAGAUGUCGACCUGAUGCUUGCUCAUCUGGGCGGGACGACUGUGCCCGGGCCGUGGAUGAACCCGUUCACCGUGAUGCUGACGAUGGAUGGGAAGCAGGGGACGGAGUUGGUGAAGGAGGUUAGGCCCAAGGUUACGAUCCCCAUCCACUAUGAUGACUAUGAUGUGUUUGCGAGUCCGUUGGAGGAUUUCAAGGCCGAGAUUGCGAAGGCGGGGCUGGAUGGUCGCGUGGUGUAUCUGGACCGCGGGGAUGAGUACCGGUUUAAAGUACGAGAUAUCGAGGACGCAAUUGUCGCAGAUGCCGGUGUAUAUUCUAACAGGCCUCCUGAAGGACCGGCUUCCUGA
Molecule: messenger RNA, 1095 nt
Organism: Aspergillus versicolor CBS 583.65
Lineage: Eukaryota; Fungi; Ascomycota; Eurotiomycetes; Eurotiales; Aspergillaceae
Product: MBL fold metallo-hydrolase
Exons: 4
Coding region: 1-1095 (364 amino acids)
Source: RefSeq, a predicted model, not a curated record